Molecule: messenger RNA, 2137 nt
Organism: Fomitiporia mediterranea MF3/22
Lineage: Eukaryota; Fungi; Basidiomycota; Agaricomycetes; Hymenochaetales; Hymenochaetaceae
Exons: 12
Coding region: 1-2040 (679 amino acids)
Biological process (GO): mRNA splicing, via spliceosome
Cellular component (GO): post-mRNA release spliceosomal complex
Molecular function (GO): zinc ion binding; RNA lariat debranching enzyme activator activity; nucleic acid binding
Source: RefSeq, a predicted model, not a curated record
AUGUCCUCGACGUCGACAGGUCAGGCGCCAUUGAAAAUACUGACAGUAGGACCGGCUGUUGGAGCCAUUCGAGACCUAUUCGCAAAAGUAAAGUCUAUCGACGCGAAACAUGGCAAAUUCGAGCUCUGCAUAUCUGUUGGCGAUUUCUUCGGACCACAAGAGGAUGCCGAUCCCUCAAAAGAAGUCCAGGAGCUUCUGAACGGUGAAAUUGACGUACCGAUUUCGUGUUAUAUUAUGCAAGGAGAUAAUCCCAUCCCACAAGCGGUCAUUCAGAAGUAUGCAGAAUCUGGAGGUGAACUGUGCAAGAACUUGUUUCUGCUGAGCAAGUCCGGUGUGUUCACUACUUCACACGGCCUACGUUUAGCUUGCCUCGGAGGACUAUAUGAUGAGCAAGUAUACUCAUCAGCCGAGGCCCCUCUGGGAUUCUCAGAUCCAUAUUUCUCUUCACAAACCGUUGAGAAGUUACUUUCGAAUAUCACGACUACCUCAUCUUCAACAACCUCAAAUUCGUCUUCACUCGCCUCCCUGCUCAAGGCAUCAACCUCAUCACAUCUCGUAGAUAUAUUCAUGAGUCAAGCUUGGCCUGCAUCUAUAACACGAGGGUCAAACUCUGUUCCGGGUGACGGACACGGUGUUGUACCAGUGGAUGAUAUCGUGCGCCAAGCAAAACCAAAGUAUCAUUUUGCGACUGGGUCGGGCAGUCCUCCGCAAUUUUGGGAACGUGAACCCUAUGCGUGGGCAGACGAAGAUGGGAGAAUAUCUCGGUUCGUUAGUUUAGGUGCAUUCGGCGGAGACCAUGGGACGACGAAGAAACCUCGAUGGUUCUAUGCUUUCUCGAUAACCCCUGGGCCAUCUUCGUCAACAAGUCAAGUAAAACCCGCAAACGCAACUGCAAAUCCGUUCACUUCCGCUACGUUUACUGGUUCAGCGUCUGCGAAACGUCCCGUCGACAUGGAUGAGGUAGAUAACUUCAUCUUUGGAGCAAUUAAUCAGCCAGUAGCAAAGAAACAGCGGCAUGAAAAAGGCGAAGGCGGCAAGCCUCCACCAGGGUAUAAAUGUCGGAGAUGCGAUUCAACGGAACACUUCAUUACCGACUGCCCCGAACGUAGCAAACCUCCCGAAGGAUACAUUUGUAAAAUCUGUAAUACACCUGGACAUCUCAUUCGCGAUUGCCCCGAAAAGAACGCGACAGGUGAUACGGGCGGUCGGAAACCGCCGCCGGGUUAUGUCUGUCGAGCAUGUGCCAGCGAGGGUCAUUUGAUCCAGGAUUGCCCAGUCGCUGCACAGAGUCGACAUGAACAGAGACACCGAAAAAGAGGCCCCGUUCAUGAAAUUGGAACGAGCGAAUGUUGGUUCUGUCUUUCAAAUCCUAGUGUUGCGAAACACCUUCUCGUCUCCAUUGGCUCUGAAUGCUACGUCACCCUCCCAAAAGGCCAAAUAAUCCCAACAGGCUCCCACUCUUCUCCAGAAAUCUCAAAAAUCCCCGGGGGAGGUCACGUACUCAUCGUACCCAUCACUCACUACCCAACACUCUCCGCAAUGCCACCAGAUAUCUCUGUACCAAUAGUCGCCGAGCUCGAGCAAUAUAAAUCUGCAUUACGCGCUUUGUAUGCGAAGUACGGAUGCGGGGCUGUGAUGUUCGAGGUGGGUAUACUGAGCGGACGAGGUGGGCAUGCGCAUGUACAAGUUGUACCUGUACCGACGAGUACACACGCGAAAAGGGUGGAGCAGGCGUUCAUUUCGGAAGGAGGGUUGGCUGGAGUGAUGUUUGAGGAUGACCCGGAUAAGGCGCUGGAGAUGUGUUCGGGAGGGAGAGGGAAUUAUUUUAGGGUAGACUUACCCGAUGGGAAGAAGAUGGUGCAUUUGAUUAAGCAGGAGGUGCCGUUUAGUAUUCAGUUUGGAAGACAGGUACUGUGUAGGGUACUCGGCGUACCUGACCGACUAGAUUGGAAAGCGUGUAGUCAGACGGAGGCAGAAGAGAAAGCGGACGCUCAGGCGUUUAAACAGGCGUUUGCACCGUUUGACACUAUGCAGAGUUGAUGGGAUGUUAUCCCUGUCUAGUCGGCUAUAUGUAUCUUGUUUUUUGGUGCUGCAAUUGCACUGAACAUCUCAUUGCUCUGAAUAUCUAUUAUCGAGC